AUGAAGGCAGCGACAGCGGUGACAAUCGUGUCGGCGGCAGCUUUGCUCCCCGCGGCGCUCGGAUGGACCGACAGGUGGGACCACUCCAAGCGCUUCAACGCUGCGGGCCACGGUCAACUGGACUGUGACGGCGAAAGUCAGCCUGCGUCUUGCUGCAUCUGCAAGUCGAUCGUGUUUGAGAUCGAAACCCAGCUAAACAACACGGAGAAUGACCACGACAUGGAUGUCGUGUUCCGCAUUAGCGAGGAAAAGAAGCAGAUCAAGUACUCGCGCAGCGAGGCUCGCAUUCUUGAAGUUCUGGACGAUGUAUGUGAGCAAGUCCCGAUCGAGCUUCCGGGCAGCAACCACAAGGCUAAGCGAAUGCUCAAUGCUGCGUGCAACGACUUCGUCGGUGAGUACGAGGAUGAGCUUACUCGUACCUUCUUCGACGAUUUCACCCCGGCAAAGGAGCGGGUGUGUGUCAGCUCACUGAAAGGUAGACAUGUCAUUUCCACAGCCAGAUACUUAGAGCCACCUGACUAA
Molecule: messenger RNA, 522 nt
Organism: Phytophthora sojae
Lineage: Eukaryota; Oomycota; Peronosporomycetes; Peronosporales; Peronosporaceae
Exons: 6
Coding region: 1-522 (173 amino acids)
Source: RefSeq, a predicted model, not a curated record